Tripterygium wilfordii is the source of this 2168-nucleotide messenger RNA. Its product is annotated as SCY1-like protein 2. Bases 372 to 2102 code for a protein of 576 amino acids. Gene Ontology annotation, biological process: protein phosphorylation. Gene Ontology annotation, molecular function: ATP binding; protein kinase activity. The record is from RefSeq and is a predicted model, not a curated record. The transcript is spliced from 12 exons. Lineage: Eukaryota; Viridiplantae; Streptophyta; Magnoliopsida; Celastrales; Celastraceae.
CUGCACCUAUUUGUAAUUGAGUUUAUGGACCGAGGCGAAAGCCUAGCCCACUGCAAACCCACAGUCGGGCGUCAGGGACCUCCUCUCCUUUCGAUUAAGAGUUAAGAUAAAAAUUAAUAAAUCGGUUAUAGAAAACAGAGAAUCAAGAAAGAAUAAAAAAUCAGUCAAGAUCAAACACACAACGAAGACGGCCAAGGAAGAUUGUUUGAUCUCAAUUCUCUCAACUUCUCUUCCUUUUGCCUAUGCACACCCCUACAUAUUUAUGCAUUAUAUAUAUAUAUAUAUAGUUACAGACGUAUGUAUAUACGAGUAAUUCAUUGGAAAUUUGGUGGAAUUUGGAAUCAUAGAAGAGAAACAAGGUGUCUCUUAACAUGAAAACCCUAACCCAAGCUCUAGCAAAGACUGCAGCAGUGAUCGAGAAGAGAGUACAUACCACUGUACAGGAGGUGACCGGGCCAAGGCCAUUGCAGGACUAUGAACUCCUCAACAAGAUCGGCUCGGCAGGGCCGGGUCUUGUUUGGAAGUUAUACUCUGCAAAGGCUACGCGGGAAGGGACGCGUAAGCAGCAAUAUCCCGUUGUGUGCGUGUGGGUGCUGGAUAAACAGGCACUGUCCGAGGCACGAACUUGUGCGGGGCUGUCUAAAGCUGCGGAGGACGCGUUCCUCGAUAAGAUCCGAGCCGAUGCGGGACGGUUGGUUAGGUUUAGGCAUCCUGGAGUGGUGCACGUGGUGCAGGCACUAGACGAGAACAAAAAUGCGAUGGCCAUGGUCACAGAACCCUUGUUUGCGUCGGUAGCUAACGCCCUCGGGAAUGUGGAGAAUGUGGCCAAUGUCCCCAAGGAGCUCCAGGGAAUGGAAAUAGGUUUGCUGGAGGUGAAGCAUGGCUUGCUUCAGAUUGCAGAGUCCUUGGACUUCCUCCAUAAUAAUGCGCGUCUCAUUCAUCAAGCUUUAUCGCCCGAGAAUGUAUUUAUUACUUCAAGCGGAGCUUGGAAGCUUGGUGGAUUUGGUUUUACAAUCUCAGCUGAUCAGGCUUCACGUGAUUCGUCUGUGCAGCCUUUUCAUUAUGCUGAAUAUGAUGUUGAGGAUUCUGCGCUGCCUCUUCAGCCAUCAUUGAACUAUUCAGCGCCAGAAUUGAUUCAGAGUAAAACGCCUUCAGUGGGAUGUUCUUCUGAUAUUUUCAGUUUUGGAUGUCUUGCCUAUCAUUUGAUUACACACAAACCAUUGUUUGAUUGCCACAACAAUGUCAAAAUGUACAUGAAUACCUUGACUUACAUAUCCAGUGAAGCUUUCUCCUCAAUUCCACCAGAGUUAGUUCCUGAUUUGCAAAGGAUGCUCUCUCCAAAAGAGUCUUUCAGACCAACAGCGUUCGACUUUACGGGUUCUCCAUUUUUCCGGGAUGACACUAGGUUGCGUGCCCUUUGCUUCCUCGACCACAUACUUGAAAGAGAUAACAUGCAGAAGUCUGAGUUUCUGAAAGCAUUAUCAGACAUGUGGAAAGAUUUUGACCCCUGUGUAUUGCGGUAUAAGGUACUGCCUCCUCUCUGUGCAGAACUUCGGAAUUUGGUGAUGCAACCAAUGAUCCUACCCAUGGUUCUGACUAUAGCAGAGUCUCAGGAUAAAGUUGAUUUUGAGCUGUCCACACUGCCUGCUCUUGUUCCUGUCUUGAGUAGUGCUGCAGGUGAGACACUAUUGCUGCUUGUGAAGCAUGCAGAGCUUAUUAUCCUCAAGACUAAUCAAGAGAACUUAAUAUCUCACAUCUUGCCAUUGCUUGUUCGAGCUUACGAUGAUACAGAUCCUCGCAUACAAGAGGAAGCUUUGAGGAAAUCGGCAUUCAUUGCUAAGCAACUUGAUGUUCAGCUAGUGAAACAAGGAAUUUCGCCUCGUGUUCAUGGUCUGACCCUCAAAACAACAGUUGCUGCAGUCAGAGUCAAUGCUUUGGUUUGCUUAGGAGAAAUGGUUCAUAAACUCGAUAAACAUGCUGUUAUGGACAUCUUGCAAACAAUUCAGCAGUGCACGGCAGUAGACCAUUCUCCUCCAACCCUUACGUCUGCGCUUGGGGUUGCAAACUCAAUUCUGAAGCAGGUAAUAGUUUCCAAUACUUGACUUGUUAAGUUGGUAUAAUUGUCAUACAUGUCUAUGUAGAGGAAUUUCACGUAGUACAGCUCAUUG